AUGAUUAAUUUACAAACUAAAAUAAGGAUGAAAAUAAAUUCUUCACAGGUUUUAUAUUUCACUCUGAGUGCCUACGUAGAUAUCAGUACGUGCACAUACUGCAUAUUUAUGAUUGUUAUGAGUAUUUAUGUGUUAAUCAUUGGUUGUAAUGUUGUUCUGAUCGUGGUCAUCUGUGUGAACAGGAGUCUUCAUGAACCCAUGUACAUGUUUCUGUGCAGCUUGUUUGUAAAUGAGCUGUAUGGAAGUUCAAGCUUGUUUCCAUUCCUGCUGGUCCAGGUUCUCUCAGAUGUUCACACUGUUUCUGCUCCUGUUUGUUUCCUGCAGCUCUUUUGUCUUUAUUCAUAUGCAAGUGUAGAAUUUACUAACCUAGCUGUGAUGUCUUAUGACAGAUAUGUUGCUAUCUGUCACCCUCUGCAAUAUAAAACAAUAAUGUCACAAAGAAGAAUUGUUUUUCUGAUAUGUCUCAUAUGGUUGCCUCCUUUUUUAGCCGUCAGUGUCACAACCUUUUUGAGUUUAUCUUUGCAGCUCUGUGGGAACAUCACUAACGACAUUUACUGCAACAAUCACUCCAUCAUAAAACUGGCCUGUUCCGAGCCCAGAGUUAAUAAUGUCUACGAGCUUGUCAUGACUUUUCUGACAGUCUGCGUUCCAGUGUCUGUGAUCCUUUACACCUACAUGAGGAUCCUUAAAGUUUGUUUUUCUGGAUCCAAACAGACGCGACAGAAAGCCGUCAGUACCUGCACACCUCACCUGGCUUCUCUGCUCAACUUCUCU
Molecule: messenger RNA, 774 nt
Organism: Nematolebias whitei (Rio pearlfish)
Lineage: Eukaryota; Metazoa; Chordata; Actinopteri; Cyprinodontiformes; Rivulidae
Product: olfactory receptor 11A1-like
Exons: 1
Biological process (GO): G protein-coupled receptor signaling pathway
Cellular component (GO): membrane
Molecular function (GO): G protein-coupled receptor activity; olfactory receptor activity
Source: RefSeq, a predicted model, not a curated record